AUGAUUAGUUCGUUACAGAACGCACUUUCCACGCCUUAUUUCCAAUUCCGAGAUAUUGCGCACAACAUAAGGUCAAUUACUGCAACUACAACGAAGUCCUGUACAGAAAUAUACUUUAUAUUGAACCCUUCAGAUUAUUUCUCUCGCUGCUGUCAUCAUAGUAUGUCUGCACUUCGAAAGAAAUUUGGGGACGACUAUCAGGUAGUGACCACCUCAUCCAGUGGGUCUGGAUUCAACCAGCCGGCACCAGAGAAGAAGAAGAAGAGGCAACGCUUUGUGGACAAGAACGGGCGAUGUAACGUCCAGCAUGGAAACCUGGGUGGUGAAACCAGUAGAUACCUUUCCGAUUUAUUCACUACACUGGUUGAUUUGAAAUGGCGCUGGAAUUUAUUCAUCUUCAUCCUAACAUACACGGUGGCAUGGCUCUUUAUGGCCUUCAUGUGGUGGAUCAUAGCCUACAUCAGAGGAGACCUCCAUCGAGCCCACGAUGACAAGUAUACGCCAUGCGUUGCCAAUGUCUACAACUUUCCCUCAGCGUUUUUAUUCUUUAUAGAAACGGAAGCCACAAUAGGAUAUGGCUAUAGGUAUAUCACGGACAAAUGUCCUGAGGGGAUAAUUCUCUUUCUUUUCCAGUCAAUCCUGGGAUCAAUCGUUGAUGCUUUUUUGAUUGGCUGCAUGUUCAUUAAGAUGUCCCAGCCCAAAAAAAGGGCAGAGACAUUGAUGUUUAGUGAACAUGCAGCUAUUUCGAUGCGAGAUGGAAAACUAACUCUCAUGUUCAGAGUCGGCAACCUGCGUAAUAGCCAUAUGGUCUCGGCACAGAUCCGCUGCAAAUUGCUGAAAGUAAGUGGCACUUCUACGGCCCCAUGCCCAAUAAUAUAUGUGUAUUAAAACGUUAGUACCCCAUUUACUUCUGUCAUGAGUGUUUAGUUUUCUUAUUGUUUAAUUUCGCCACAAUUACACAUAAAAUACUUUAUUAUAAAGUUAAUUAUUCUCUGCUGAUAUGAUAUUUUAAUACCAGUAUUGCUCUUUUAUCGCGUUAGAGAUAUUUAUAAUGAUAUGAACGUAGGCCUAAUUAAACAUAGAAUAAUGGAUUUCUAGAGCCUACUUUUAUGAACAAUCGUUUUUUCACGUUCUUUGCAAAUAGGCCUACCAAUGUGAAUUAACACUUAAAGCAAUUAAUUCCAGGGAAGUUUAGUGGCAAUGCUAUUCAUAUAGCAAUAAUAAUGUUACCAUUAUACAGGCCUCCUGAAGUAGAAGAGAGUCACUGGGUCAUCAACAUCUUAAGAUGUGCCUUUGAUGUGGCUUGAUGUGCCUGAUUAGCUAUAGCCAGAGCUAUAUAUGGCUCUGGCUAUAGGCAUUGAUUUACUAACUCUGUCUAUUUACAGGUGAUUGAUCUCACAAAAUGUGGAUAGCUUUCAGUAGGGCUCACUGGGUUGCAGUAGUUAAACUGUUUGUUGUCCCCCCCCUAUCUAUCUAUCUAUCUAUCUAUCUAUCUAUCUAUCUAUCUAUCUAUCUAUCUAUCUAUCUAUCUAUCUAUCUAUCUAUCUAUCUAUCUAUCUAUCUAUCUAUCUAUCUAUCUAUCUAUAUCUAUCUAUAUCUCCCUCUCUCUCUCUCUCUGUCUCUCUUUCUCUUGCUAUCUCUGUAUACUUCCAUAGUCUCGUCAGACGCCUGAAGGUGAGUUUCUUCCACUGGAUCAGUUGGAAUUGGACGUGGGCUUCAGUACCGGGGCGGAUCAGCUCUUCCUUGUCUCACCACUUACAAUCUGCCAUGUGAUUGACACUAAAAGCCCAUUUUACGAACUCUCCCAGAGAUCCAUGCAAACAGAGCAGUUUGAAAUUGUGGUCAUAUUGGAAGGAAUAGUGGAAACCACU
Molecule: messenger RNA, 1871 nt
Organism: Coregonus sp. 'balchen'
Lineage: Eukaryota; Metazoa; Chordata; Actinopteri; Salmoniformes; Salmonidae
Source: the annotation of a GenBank genome assembly